Messenger RNA from Peronospora belbahrii, 987 nucleotides. Lineage: Eukaryota; Oomycota; Peronosporomycetes; Peronosporales; Peronosporaceae. The record is from the annotation of a GenBank genome assembly.
AUGACACGAAUGAAGCGACGACGCCAGGAGGUAUCACAGCGCAGCACGCGAUCUCGGUCUCAUAACGAAGAUGCGAGUGUGAUUGACGAUGACGUGGAGCCCAUGAAUGUUGAAAUGCCUGGUGAAUCUAGAAGCGAUAGUGAUAGCGAUAGCGAAGAGAAGGAAAAAGACAAUGAAGAAGACGAAGAAGAUGAUGAAGAAGAAGAGGUGCUGAUGGACUUUACGCAGACAGAAUACGCAUUGAGAAUGAGUCAGACGGAACCUGCAAAAGACGAUGACGAUGAAGGAGGCGGCAAAAAGACCGACCGAGAACCAAUCAAGCCUAAAGCUUUACACAAGCUGUCGGAAAAGGCGUUGGAGGAGCUCAUUGCUAAGCUGGUGCGCUACAUGCUGUACAAAGGCGGUUUGAAGCUGCCCAUCAAGUUUGCUGACAUUAGCAAGGAUGUAUAUCCGCAGUACAAGACUGUAUCAAGAUAUUUUUUCUUCUAUGCAAAACAGAAGAUUGAAAGUGUCUUUGGCUACCGCGUGGUGCAAGUGGAAGACAGUUCGAACAAGGAGUUGUACCUUGUAAUCAACAAAUCGUCGUCUCAGCAACACUUGCUGCUCAUGAACAAAACUGGAAAGGCUGCCUCGCGCGGUUUUCUCAUGAUCGUUUUGGGACUUUUGUGGUGCGCCCCCGGGCGGCGGCUUUCCGAAGAGGACUUGUGGAAGCAGUUGAUUUGCCUUGAUCCGAAGGUGCAGUCGAAAGUGAAUCAUCCAUUGCUUGGCGACAUACCUCUUCUUUUGAAGACGUUUGAAAACCAGCUCUACCUUGACGCUACGUCGGAGCUUGAUUCAGAUCUGAAAAAGAUCAAGUACUAUCAGUAUGGUCCACGUACAUUCUUGGAAGUGGGCAAAGUACAAAUUCUCAACUUUGUGUGCAAGCUGAUUACGAAACGUCCUCCAUCUGAAGUGCAGGUUGAUGAGGUGUUGGCAGAGGACAGCUAA